CUGUCACUAGGCAGCUGUAAAGAAACCCCGUAGCAGGAACUAGUAGCCAAACAGCCGUUAGCAUCCAAGAUGGCGGGCGCAGACAGCGACGAUUCUCUUUACCCCAUUGCCGUAUUAAUUGAUGAAUUAAGGAAUGAAGACGUUCAGUUACGGUUGAACAGCAUUAAGAAACUGUCCACCAUUGCCCUAGCCUUGGGUGUUGAGAGGACACGAACAGAACUUCUGCCUUUCCUCACAGAUACCAUAUAUGAUGAGGAUGAAGUUCUGCUUGCUCUUGCUGAACAACUGGGAAACUUUACCUUGCUGGUUGGAGGUCCAGAAUAUGUGCACUGUCUCCUGCCCCCUUUGGAGAGUUUGGCAACGGUUGAAGAGACAGUUGUGCGUGACAAGGCAGUAGAGUCCCUGCGCAAGAUUUCUCACGAGCACUCCCCAGUAGACCUGGAAGUUCACUUUGAGCCCUUGGUAAAGCGUUUGGCCAGCGGUGACUGGUUCACAUCACGCACCUCUGCCUGUGGACUUUUCAGUGUUUGCUACCCACGGGUUUCCAGCACGGUCAAGGCCGAGAUUCGCCAACACUUCCGUACCCUGUGUUCCGAUGACACUCCCAUGGUGCGACGUGCAGCUGCCUCCAAGCUCGGUGAAUUUGCCAAAGUGUUGGAGUUGGAAUAUGUUAAAAGUGACAUCAUCUCUCUCUUUACUGCAUUGGCAUCUGAUGAACAGGACUCUGUCCGCCUUUUAGCUGUAGAGGCUGGCGUCAGCAUUGCCACCCUGUUGCCUCAAGAGGACCUGGAAGCUCUGGUAAUGCCCACCUUACGCCAGGCAGCAGAGGACAAGUCCUGGAGGGUCCGCUACAUGGUUGCAGACAAAUUUUCUGAUCUGCAGAAGGCCGUGGGUCCAGAAAUCACAAAGAAUGAUCUAGUACCAGCCUUCCAGAACCUUCUGAAGGACUGCGAGGCUGAGGUCCGUGCCGCUGCCGCAAACAAGGUCAAAGAGUUCUGUGAAAAUUUACCAGAGGACAGCAGAGAGACCGUCAUCAUGACACACAUUCUUCCCUGCAUCAAGGAACUUGUAUCAGACACUAAUCAACAUGUCAAAUCUGCACUGGCUUCAGUCAUCAUGGGACUCUCCACCAUCUUAGGCAAAGACAGCACCAUUGAGCAUCUGCUUCCUCUUUUCCUGGCCCAGCUAAAAGAUGAGUGUCCAGAGGUUCGCCUUAACAUCAUCUCCAACUUGGACUGUGUAAAUGAGGUUAUUGGAAUCCGCCAGCUUUCCCAAUCUCUUCUUCCUGCUAUCGUUGAGCUGGCUGAGGAUGCCAAAUGGCGAGUGCGACUGGCCAUCAUUGAGUACAUGCCCCUUCUGGCUGGACAGCUGGGUGUAGAGUUCUUCGAUGAGAAGCUGAAUUCUCUGUGUAUGGCGUGGCUCGUUGAUCACGUAUAUGCCAUUAGAGAGGCGGCCACAUGUAACCUGAUGAAGCUGGUGGAGAAAUUUGGAGCUGAGUGGGCUCAGAAUACCAUUGUGCCCAAAGUACUGGGGAUGGCCAAUGACCCCAACUACCUGCACAGGAUGACUACCCUAUUCUGCAUCAAUGCUCUGUCUGAGGCAUGCGGCCAGGAUAUUACCACCAAACACAUGCUUCCUGUAGUCUUAAAGAUGUCCAACGACCAGGUGGCCAAUGUACGCUUCAAUGUAGCCAAGUCACUUCAGAAGAUUGGACCGGUCUUGGAUAGCAACUGUCUUCAAACAGAAGUUAAACCAGUGUUGGAGAAACUGGCAUCGGAUCAAGAUAUGGAUGUUAAAUACUUUGCCCAGGAGGCCAUCAGUGUUCUUGCCCUAGCCUAAUGUACCUUCUUUCCGAAUGUGAAAAAUGCACCCUCAAGCUGACCUCCAUUGUAUUUAUUGACGUCCAGGAUCAUCCGCUGGACUGUUUAUGGAGAAUCAAUGUGUUUUGCUCCCUCGGUGAGAAAUGUUUUCGGGAAACUUGGCUUCUCUCAAUGUUUUGUUCGACUGUAGCUCUCGUCACCUUCAGCUGUGAAUGAAAUUUGACCACAUACAUUCUCGCUCUUCAUUCUUUACCUGCGAUAAUGCUGCUGUGCCCCCUCACUAGGUCUGUUUUCACCUGUUAAAGGGAUAAUCCAUCGUUUUGUCACGUUAAACUAUGUUAUAUUCUUAACUAAGAAGAGUUGAUCCAUACCUCUAUCAUCUUUAAUCUCUGUGGCGCGCAGCAACACUUUGAUAGCACUUAGCUUAGCCCAGUUCAUUCAAUGGUACAAAUCAGAGAUGAAGUUAGAAAGGACCAAACACAUCAACGUUUUCCCUAUUUGAAUUGAGUGGUUAUAUGUCCAAGUAUGGUGGCACAAAAUAAAACGUGGCGUUUUUCUAAGCGGGUUAACCGUAAUGUAUGGCGGAAUAGCACUUAAAAAAGUCACGCCUGAAAAAUCAGCUCCCCCGCUCCCUAUCAUUAUGAUAGUUUUAUUUUGUGCCACCAUACUUGGUUUUAAAUGGGGAAAACGUUGAUGUGUUUGGCCAUUUCUAACUUCAUCUUUGUUUGGUACCAUUAAAUGAACUGGGCUAAGCUAAGUGCUAUCAAAGUUUCAGCGCGUGCCACAGCGAUUAAGUGUACGCACUAAGAUGAUAGAGGUAGUUUAAUAUGACAAAACAAUGGAGUAUCCCUUUAAAGUCGCACCUUCUAGAUGCAGUUUUACUAUUCGCGUAACAGUGUAAUGACUACUUGGCCUUUAUUGCAUCAUAGGUUUAGCGAAGAUAUUUGAUUAAAUAUAUCGGUGGAGAUAUCAGUUAACCUGUAGUAACUUCAGUCGUCCUGAUGGUUGCAAUGUUGCUUAAGUGUUGCGGUAUGGCUUGAGUUUUGACCGACACGUGCGUAAAGCAUGGUAAAGGGCACAACCAUCUUUUAAAUAUCCUGUUUCGUGUACAAUGGUCCUAACGCUGACUGUUGUGGACCCCUGGAAGCACUAUUUGCAUGCCUCUUCAUUCAGUGGGCAUGCUCAAAUAUUGUUCUUCAGAUCUUCUGAAAGGGACCAGUAAAAUGUGACGUCCUUCCUGUAACAGACACUCAUUCAUGGUCCUUUAUAUUUUCUGAAAGCAAGUUUUUUUUUUGAACAUAUUGCACAUUUGUUUUUUUUUUAAAUGUUUAAUUUGUGUUUCAUAAAAAUGCAUUUCCAGUAGACAUUGAGUAGAACCCCAUUAACCACAGGGGACAUUUCUGAACUUUCUCUUAUGUUUUCAACUAACACAAUGUGCUUUGCCUGUGAUGUUGACCUCUGCAGCUUCUCUUCAGUGCUGUCAGUAAACUAGUAUCUUUCGUGUUAUAAGUGUCAUUAGAAUGUGUGCUAUGGAUUUUAUAUGAAUAUGGUCACAUUGCCCUUGAUAGAUGGGGAAACUCAAUAAAGAACAAUAUAUAACCUGA
Paramisgurnus dabryanus is the source of this 3424-nucleotide messenger RNA. RefSeq names its product protein phosphatase 2, regulatory subunit A, beta a (gene ppp2r1ba). Gene Ontology annotation, biological process: protein dephosphorylation. Gene Ontology annotation, cellular component: nucleus; cytoplasm; cytosol. The record is from RefSeq and is a predicted model, not a curated record. Gene Ontology annotation, molecular function: protein binding; protein phosphatase regulator activity. NCBI's taxonomy places the organism in Eukaryota, Metazoa, Chordata, Actinopteri, Cypriniformes, Cobitidae.